AUGUCGGCUGCUUAUCAAGAAUGUGGAACCCGCCUCUUGCUGUCCGCUGAAAGGGACCUGGAUGAGCUGGUGGCCCACGACAGCGUUUUGUGUGUACUGUCGCGCUGUUGUGAUGCUUACCAGUUUUCUGGAGGGGCGUGCGACGCUGUGCCGAUUUCAUCACCAAUGUUUGCAACGGGAUUUCCGUUUCACCCGUUUACCGUGGGACGGGCAGGGCUGGCGCCCGACUUCCUCGCCAAGCCGGUGUGUGUGGCUGUCCGCACGGAGAGCUGGGUAGUUCUAGUGGCCCUAGCUAAACCUCAGGACCAUCGAUGGGGAACGGGCGGAAACAGUAAAAAAGAGAGAAGACGCGGCCGUGGAAGGUACAGAGGUAGGAAGUGUGGUCGAGGUCACAAAGGAGAAAGACAAAGAGGAAAUCGCCCCCGAUUAGGCUUUGAGGGUGGUCAAACUCCAUUUUAUUUGGCCAUACCAAAGUAUGGGUUUAAUGAAGGACAUAGCCUCAGACGCCAGUAUCAACCGCUCAGCCUUCAGAGGCUGCAGUACCUGAUUGAUUUGGGCAGAGUUGACCCCAAGCAACCGAUUGACUUGACGCAGCUCACUAACGCCAGAGGUGUCACGGUGCAACCUCUCAAGAGGGAUUAUGGUGUCCAGCUGGUGGAGGAGGGUGCUGAUAUCUUUUCAGCAAAAGUAAAUAUUGAAGUGCAGAGGGCAUCUGAAUUAGCAAUCGCAACCAUAGAAAAAAAUGGAGGUGUUGUAACAACAUCAUUCUAUGAUCCCAGGAGUCUGGAAAUUCUGUGUAAGCCAGUAGUGUUUUUUCUGCGUGGCAAGCCUAUUCCAAAGCGAAUGCUUCCGCCUGAAGAUCUAGUCCGUUACUACACAGAUGCCAGGAAUCGCGGGUACCUGGCAGAUCCAUCUAAGGUUGCAGAAGCCAGGCUUGAACUUGCCAAGAAAUAUGGCUAUGUCUUACCAGACAUAACUAAGGAUGAACUCUUCAAAAUGUUAAGCACACGCAAGGAUCCGAGACAGAUAUUUUUUGGUCUUGCUCCAGGAUGGAUCGUAAACAUGGCAGACAAGAAAAUUCUAAAACCAACCGAUGAGAGGCUGUUAAAAUACUAUAGCUCAUGAAUUCAGGACUGGAGACAACUGCAGGUGUACAGGAAACAUCUGGGUAUGAAAUAAUGGAGAUGAAGUGGUGUUUGUUUUUAUUAAGACUCCUGUUAUACUAGACAACACAAAUGUUUGUUUAUGUAAUCUUCUGGUGUAGCUCUCAACUUUUUUAUUGUCAUAAUACAGUGUAUGACAAGUCUUAACAUUUGGAAACAGUGUAGAGUCUGACAUAAAGUGUGCGUUCCAGCACUUUCUCUU
Opisthocomus hoazin is the source of this 1365-nucleotide messenger RNA. The record is from RefSeq and is a predicted model, not a curated record. Lineage: Eukaryota; Metazoa; Chordata; Aves; Opisthocomiformes; Opisthocomidae.